AUGGAUUCAUCUUGUGCCGAUGACCACAAUUCGCUGCCGGUGGAAAAUUCAACCAUUAGAGCUGGACCUCCUCCGCCUCCGCCUCCUCUUCCUUCUAGGCAAGCUUCAGGGCCUACAAUUUCUGCUUUAGUGCUCCUACUGCCACCUCCACCUGUCCCCAGUUCUUCAUGCAAGCUUCUUCAAACUGCACCAGAGAGUGCUUCAUGUGUCCCAUCUGCACCACCCCCGCCUGUUCCUUCCGUUAAGGUAAGUAUUGGAGAUCAGAGUUUGUCCAAGUCUCCCUCUCCUACACCUCCAACUCUUGCCCCACCUUUUAGUUCUCCAUCUGGUACAAAGGGACGAGGUUUGUCACGUCCUAUAAGUUCAAGAAAUAAUCAAACGAAGAAGUUGAAGCCAUUCCAUUGGUUGAAGUUGACAAGAGCAGUGCGAGGAAGUCUGUGGGCUGAGGCAGAAAAAUCUGGCGAAGCUUCCAAGGCACCAGAGAUUGAUAUGUCAGAACUUGAGAGUCUUUUCUCGGCAGCUGUUCCAAAUUUAGAUCAAGGGGGAGCAGGCCGCAGAUCAGGUUCUCAUUCUUCACUUGGGCAGAAGCCUGAUAAAGUGCAACUGAUGCAGGCUUGUACUUUUAUCAAUUGA
Molecule: messenger RNA, 633 nt
Organism: Camellia sinensis
Lineage: Eukaryota; Viridiplantae; Streptophyta; Magnoliopsida; Ericales; Theaceae
Source: RefSeq, a predicted model, not a curated record